CGUGGGGUGUGUUUCAUUCUCAGGCGCUUGCUCCGAACCGAUAAUCUCGGCGUGAGAAACGCGUCGUCGUUCCGUCCGCUUGAAAUUCAAAUAUUUAUAGUCGUAUAUUUGUAUUAAAAUAUAAACGCCCGCUUACUUAUGCGUUUUUUGUGAGAUCGCUGACAGUUCAUAAUAGGGCGUGAAGAUAAAAUAAAUUUGUGAGCAAUUUAAAUAAAAAUCAGGCCGCAAAAUGAGCCCAAAAAUGAUUGCGAUCGUUUGUUCUCUCCUGCUCCUGUGCACCUUGACCCGCGUCCUGUCGGCGGCGACCACAGUGCGUCCCUACAAGUUCGGCUUCACCAUCGACGAGCAGCAGCAUCGGGCGGAGAAGAGAGAUGAACGCGGCAUUAUCAUGGGCGAGUUUGGGUUCAUCACCGCCGAUGGAAUAUACCACGUGACGGUCUAUGCCACCGACGAGGAGGGCAAGUUCCGCAUUAUCUCAAUGAAGAGCUAUCCCUACGCAGGUCCAGUCGGCCAAAAAACCCUGCCUGUGGCAACGACUCCAAAGGCCCUGCCACUUCCGGCGGCUGUGCCCAGGAAUACCUUCAACACGGAGGGAUGUGCCGGCUGCUUCCUGAAGAAGUCCCCUCCCAAAACGGAGAUUCGCACUCUUUCCCAGCCAUUGGCGCCGGCGCAAACAGGUAAGCCCGAGGGCUCUCCGGACUACGGCCUGAACGUGCAGUUGCCCUUCCGCGACUCCAUUGCCCAAACUGUGGCAAAGCGUCUUGGCUUGGACCAAGAUACACAGCAAAGCACCAACACUUACACGAAUGCACCAAACACUAAACACAUCGAACUUGGUCUCAACUUAGCCAUGAACACUUACUACACAACCAAGGGCGCUGUGACCGGACAUGUGAGCACUCAGACCUCCAAUUCGCAAUCGUCGAGUGGCAAUAAAAAGAUCGACUUCAAUGUGGGCGUGGUCGACAAGGCUGGACCGCCGGUGUAUCCGCCAUUGAACAUCCAACUGGACGAGGCUGCAGUAAGGGAAGCCAUCACGUAUGCAGGCCAGAUCACAGGUCCUGUGGCCCUGGCGAAACAGCCACUGGUUGCCCCCGCAUCGGUGCCCGCCAGUCAAGUGAAAAUCUUUGCUGUUGAGGGCCAAGCCAGUCUUCCGAUCGCCAGCUACAUUCAAUCCGUAGCACAAAGCCCGAGUGCAGACAUUAGAAAGGUCCUUCGAUCGGGAGUUGCCUCUGCGAAAACAGUGACGCGUUCGAAGGCACAGCCCACACUCACACAGAACCCACACCAAGCACUUCUCUUGAAUUCGGCAACCAUUGCGGGAAUUUCCGGAGUAUCAGCCAAUCCACAAGCCGGAAGUUCAGCAAGCGGUGGAAGCUUCUCGGCAGGAAAGGCCCCUGCGGGAGGAUCUGGAUCUGGAGGAUCACCAACUGGAGCAUCUGGCGGUGUUUUCGGCGUAGGAGGUUCAGGAGGGAGUAAGGCAUCAGGAGGUUCAGCUGGAGGAAGUCCUCUAGGAUCUGGAUUGGGAGUAGCUGGAGGCAGGAAACCAUCGGAACCUGUGGGAAGCUCGACAGGAUCUGGACUUGGAGGAGUAGGUGGCAGUAGCUCGUCAGGAUCUAGGCUGGGAGGAGUCGGUGGUGCGAGCUCGUCAGGAUCCGGACUUGGAGGAGUCGGUGGUGCGAGCUCGUCAGGAUCCGGACUUGGAGGAGUCAGUUCCGGAAGCAAAGCCUCAGGGCUAGGCGGAGGAAUUGGUUCCGGAAGCGCAAGUGCCGCUGGUGCCACGGGGGACCUGUACAAAUUCAAAUACAUCCUGGACUACAACGGGCACGAGGAGACCGGCGGUCGCAAUGGUGACAAGCAGGGCAGCUACUUCGCCAUCGGCGAGGAUGCAGUGCAGCGGACCAUCGAGUACAUUGCGAACGAGUUUGGAUUCCAGCCGCACGUUAGCUGGCGGAAGUUGGACGCCAAGGAGGCGCUGCCCGAGGAGAACUCGCUGAAACACUACGAGUUCAAGUGGUUCAAUCAGGAGCAGUAGCCGGUGAUUCUGCAGCGGAUUAGUCCAAGUUUAGGGUAGCCACCUCUUUCCCCCUUGCUGUACAUAACAAAUCUUGUUAAUAUUCUCCAAUAAAAACACGUUUAA
Drosophila biarmipes is the source of this 2140-nucleotide messenger RNA. RefSeq names its product protein lethal(3)malignant blood neoplasm 1 (gene l(3)mbn). Gene Ontology annotation, cellular component: chitin-based extracellular matrix. NCBI's taxonomy places the organism in Eukaryota, Metazoa, Arthropoda, Insecta, Diptera, Drosophilidae. Bases 230 to 2035 code for a protein of 601 amino acids. Gene Ontology annotation, molecular function: structural constituent of chitin-based larval cuticle. The record is from RefSeq and is a predicted model, not a curated record. The transcript has 5 exons.